Messenger RNA from Thyridium curvatum, 543 nucleotides. RefSeq lists its product as uncharacterized. Lineage: Eukaryota; Fungi; Ascomycota; Sordariomycetes; Thyridiales; Thyridiaceae. The coding region runs from base 1 to 543 and encodes 180 amino acids. The record is from RefSeq and is a predicted model, not a curated record. The transcript is spliced from 2 exons.
AUGGUCCGCAACUCCAUGCUCCCCCUGCUUCUGCUGGCAGCCAUCGGCACAGCUGCACCCGCCGACACGCUCUCUCCGCGCGGCCCGACCCCAACGACCCUGCAAACCGGCCAGCUCUGGAUCCGCGCCGUCGCCGCGCCCAAUUACCACAAGUACCUGCAGACCAAGCCCGCCAACGAGCCCGGCGUCGCGAUCAUGGACUCGUCCAGGACGGCGGGCCAGUUCAACAUCGUGGACGGGCAGCUCGUCGAGGCCACCGGCGGCGAGCCGCUCUACAUGCACGUCGAGAAGCCCGCGGACCUGACGCAGCGGAAGCUGUCGACGUGGUUCAACACGACCAAGAACGACUUUGGCACGUUUGUCUUCUCCGGCGACGCCGUGACGUGGUCGACGCCCGAGAUCAAGCGGCAGAACCUGGCGGCGUGGCUGGUGUGCCAGAAGCAGGCCUUGUUCAUCAACACGGGGGCGUAUUCCUACCAGACCCCGGCUGGGUGUGCGGACCAGACGAUUCAUUUCUACAAUGGCGCUACCGCCAAUGAUUGA